Brenthis ino (lesser marbled fritillary) is the source of this 1860-nucleotide messenger RNA. Lineage: Eukaryota; Metazoa; Arthropoda; Insecta; Lepidoptera; Nymphalidae. The record is from the annotation of a GenBank genome assembly.
AUGGGAGGAAUGAGUCGUUGGUUGGACGUUGAAGCUGGAACAGAUGAUAUAGAUAUAAAUUCGUUGCCAUCAAAUUUGGUUCUUUGCGAUUUACAAAACGAUAAUGAGUUCAAACUUAUUAUUGGCGAUUUGGGAAAAGGCGGAGACGGUGCUAAGCUCAAGGUUUUUAAAGGAGCAAUGCAAAUAUCUGACCUUGCUUUACCAGAUCUACCUCUAGGUGUGGUCAGUGUAUACACCAGUGAUUCAACACCUAGAAAUUUACCACUAAUAGCUGUGGCAUUUAGUUCUUGUAUUUAUAUCUAUAGGAAUAUGAAAUUAUUCUAUAAAUAUUACUUACCUUGCAUUGAGCUUAAUUUAAAUGAAAUGGAGAUUUGGAAAAAGCUGGUAGAUCCAUCAAAUCAUUCUGAAGAUAAAAUCCUAACUCUUACAGACAGCUUACAUAAUAUAACACAAAAAGUAUUGAGCAUACAGUCAAGAGAAUUUCUAGCUCUAACAUUGGAGCAGCAGCUGGAGUUUUUAGAAAGUGCUAAAUUACCGAAGAAAAGAUACUCAGAAAUAGCAUGUAUUACAACAAUAAAGAUGAGUUCAGUAGAGAAAUAUGCUAUGAGUAGUUUGGUUGUUGGUACUGAAGAUGGUGAAGUUAUUGUGCUAGACCCACAGACCUUCACUCAAAUACAUUUGGUCAGAAUAAGUACAGCUAAGAAAAUACCAUACCAGAUAGUAACUACAGGCCUGUAUAAUGUGAAUUAUAGAAUGACAAUAGCUACAAGGGAGAAAUCCGUAUGUCUUAUAAAGAGGGAUUGGAAGGAAGGUCGGAUUUUAUUCAAUACCGAGGAACAUAUAAUUGCUAUAGAUGUAUUGACUACGGACAACACUGUGAUGGUCAUAUGCACUGAUAAUACACUCGCUUGUUAUAGUCGAAAGGGUAAAAAACAAUGGUGUAUAUCGUUAGAACACCGUCCAGUGGCGAUGACGUUGGUGCCUAUCAUGCACUUGGCCCUCACGUUAGUAGCCGUCGCGCUCAGCUCGGGACAUGUGUAUCUGUAUGAUGGGAAAGCGAAGCGGGAUACUAUGUUUAUAAGAGAUGUUGUAUCAGUGAUGAAGUUUGGACAGCUGGGCCAUGAAGAACAUGUCUUUACUAUAAUUACUUCUAAUGGCAACCUCAUAAUAAAGAUCCUCAAACGCACAGCGGAUUUCAACGCUCACUCCGCGGGAAUAGAACCCGCUGUCUCGACGACAGUGGGCCAAAGGCCUUGGCUUAUACCCAAGAAGUCAAAGUUGUUUCUAGAACAAUCUAUGAGAGAAAGGGAAAAUGCUAUAUCAAUGCAUGAGUAUUUCCAAAGUGAGCUAAACCGAUUGCGUUUAAUAUCAGCAAAAACUCUUCUCGAAGCGUACAGUAAAUCUGAGAACUUUGUUGGGGCGGGCGAAUUGGAGCCCAUUCGGUUAUCGGCUGAGGUGGAAGGAUUAGGCCCGGUUUUCCGAGUAACACUGAUAGUAGAAAAUACGUCGAAUGAGAAAGCCGUUAUCGGCCUCUCCAUACUGUUCCACGUACACUCAACUAAUUAUAAAGUACGCAACCCAUAUAUUAAGGUUCCGCUAAUAGCUCCAAACAACCAACUCAAGUUUCCAACUCAAGUUGAAGAGAUUUUCGGUGAAAAUCUCAACCCUGAUAUAUUCUUUCGCAAUGUCACCGGUCAGGCAGAUGAGGGGUCCUUCAUAAAAGUAUUGCUUUUGAAAGAGGGAAAGCGAAGCCCCGUCCUAGCGGCGACGGUCACAAUGCCCCCAACUGAUCCCUUAAUGAUCCCAUACGAUAAGAUACAAAUGUCCAACGAUUUCAAACAAGAUGUCAUCAACGUAGAC